Musca domestica (house fly) is the source of this 825-nucleotide messenger RNA. RefSeq lists its product as uncharacterized. NCBI's taxonomy places the organism in Eukaryota, Metazoa, Arthropoda, Insecta, Diptera, Muscidae. The coding region runs from base 1 to 519 and encodes 172 amino acids. The transcript is spliced from 3 exons. The record is from RefSeq and is a predicted model, not a curated record.
AUGGUAACAUGUAAAAAAGCUAAUUCGUAUACAGAUUCCUACGAUUCAUCGUCGUCCCCGAAUGGUUCCAGCUUGGAUUGUCUCAAUUUGAUCGUUCAAAAUAUCAACAAAUGUACGACAACAACGACUGGCAUUAAGACAGCAACAAUAUCUCCGACAAAUUUACAUGGAACAACAACAACAUAUCCCACAAACAGUUUACAUCACAACAGCAGCAGCAAAAGCAACAACAAUAACAAUAUCAAUGGCAGACAUACAAGUUCCAGCAACAAUAUUUUCUCUGACAUGUCAGUAAGAGGAGGAUGCAGGAUUGGUGGCGGUGGUAAUGCGGCAUUAAAAAAUGCGACAAACACACGACUGGGGGGACUUGGACAUGGAUCACCAACAACACCGGCAAUGGGUGUUGUUGUCGCAACAGUGACAACGGCAAACGCAACAACAUCAUCCGCAGCAGUCACAACAACAACAUCAACUCAUUCAUCAUUAAAUGCAACAUUUAAGCAGAAAUGCACAACAUGAAGAAGAAGAAGAAGAAACUGAGGAAGAAGAAGAAGAUGAUGAGAAAGAGGAAGCAUAUAACGAUUGGUAAAUCCCUAGACAGAAUGAUGGGCCGGAAUAUACAUAUAUUUUCAAUCUUUUCGUGUUGAGCGCGUCAAAACGAAUGUGCCUAUGUGUGGGGCCGACUAGAGAUUAACCAUAGGAGCAGAACAAACAAACCAAAGAUUUAAACAUAAUUUAGAAUAAUGAUAUAUAUGUAUGUAGAAAUAUUGUAAGAUAGGAAUAAAACAGAAAACAACUGUAAGAUAAAUUAAACAAAAAAAAAUA